Molecule: messenger RNA, 3457 nt
Organism: Rhopilema esculentum
Lineage: Eukaryota; Metazoa; Cnidaria; Scyphozoa; Rhizostomeae; Rhizostomatidae
Product: armadillo repeat-containing protein 2
Biological process (GO): cilium organization
Molecular function (GO): protein binding
Source: RefSeq, a predicted model, not a curated record
UUCAUGUAAGCAGUCAUGAAAUUUUAGCAUUAACAACAAUAUGGCCGACAGCUGAUAGGCAGCAUCGAAACCAAACUUAGAGAAGAAAAGUGCCAGAGCAUCUUGUUAGAAAUACAUCAAGAAUUUUUAUCUGAUGAUUGUUUUAAACAGACAUGCAGCCGACACCUCCAAAAUCCAGAAAACCUCAGUACAGGAGGCCAUUUUAUGAUGCUGGGAAGAAAACCAGUGCAGAGAUUGUGUCAGAGGCUAGAAAUUCCAUGAAACCACUGGAAACAAGCAGACCAUUCACACCACUAGAUACAAGUAGAAGAUUGUUUGGAAACCAGUCAAGGCCAGCUGAAGGAAGGCCUCCUUCUGCAUUCAGCAUUGGUGCAAAAGCGUUUUCAGAAACAGGAUCAAGAAGUGGAUCACGACCUCCAACAGGAAAGCUUUCUCCUUUGAAAAAAAUUCCAGAUGUUGGUGCCUAUCCAGAUUCUUCUCAAAAUUACCUAGAAGGAUCUGUGACGGCAGGCCAAUCGUCGGAGAUUUCUUCAGAUCACCAAGAGAAACCAAAAUAUUCAAAACGUCGGUCUUCAAAUGGAACUGAAUGCUUUGACAGAACUGGUUUCGAAAACCAUGACACAGCUGUGGUUGGGGAAAAUCAACAAUUUCCUCCUCCUCCAAAAAGUAUGGAGCCAUCUGUGACGAAAACAGGCCGUCCAUCGUCAAGACAACGAUUUGUUGGCAGACGUGUGCAAAGUGGACCGAAAGAGCAUUCAAACCAACGCAGCCUAGAAACAUCACAAGAACUUAGAAAGUCAAAUUCUUUUGAUUCUUUUGCAAGAGAUGUCAAAUCAGCUGAUUCGGGUGUUGUUUCUGAUGCAACUGGCCAAUCUGAUCGGCUACACAGUGAAGUUUCUGGAACUCGAUCUUUGUCGUCAAAUGACAUCACCCCUGGAAACCAAUCUAUUAAACGUGCAUCCAUAGACUCGGUGUUAAAUGUUCAAAACUCUAUAUAUAAUGAUAAAGAAGAGCGAAACAUCAAGGACAAUAAUAGUGCUCGUCCUUUGUCGUCAUCGUCAGAAGCAGAUACUGAUAACCAAGCAGUAUUUUUUAAGGAGAAUGUGGAACCACUUCUGAAGCAAAUGGAGCUAAACUAUCUGCAUACAGAUAUGGAAGCCCUGAGCAUUAAUUUUGAUGUAUUGUGGAAAAGUCUUCAGUUGUGUGGCAUGUUGAGCAAAGUGUCUGGCAGUGGUGCAGCUAGGCGGCGGACAGCUGUUUUGCGGACCAUAUUUAAAUUUGUCGAGGCUGACAGUGCUGAGGUCAUUCUGAAGUUGUGCAAAUUGGCGUUAAUGAUGAAGGUGACUGGCAAUAACUUAACAAACAUAUGCAAGUUGAUUUUCAAGAUAAGUAAAGACAAAACAAAAGACACUCUUUUUAAAGAGCAUGACCUUCUCCGGCACAUGACUGAGAUUAUACGAAAUGCUGACAUUAAUCUGCUCUGUGAUGGAAUUAUAUAUGCCAGUGGGUCAUUGAAGUUUCUUGCAGCAAAUAGUAUUUUGCACGAAGAGCUAUUGGAAGCAGAUUGUGUUCAGUGCUUUGUUGAUUUGUUAAACAAAAUCAAACAGUUGACUUCGACUGAGUCCCAAGCCCUUCACUUGUCACAUAUUCUCGUUCAGGCCAGCGCUGCUAUCCGAAAUAUUGCAGAUAUACCAAACAUUCGCGCCUCGUUUCUCAACAGCGGUCUCAUUCGAGUGUUGUUGGACCUUCUACAAACAUACUGGAAAGACCCAGACUACAUGCUAAAUGUUUCAAGGAUACUAAGUAAACUCACUCAGUACAGUGACUGUUGCCAUCUAGUAUGCGAGAGUCCAGACAGUCUCCAGCUAUUUUUGAAGGCAAUAUCACAUUUCAUCAAUGAACAGGAUGUGGUCGUUCGACUGGUUUUCGUGUUGGGCAAUGUCGCUGCGAAGGAUACCGACGCCCGUACAGAUCUACAUUUCAAGUACAAUUGCUUGGACGUUUUGGUGCAGCUGUUGAGUAAAUACGUUACCGCGCUUCGUCAGGACUGCAAUAGGAAAGAUGGGGGCUCAAAAAGUGACAAUGAUGCUGAAACGGAUAGUGAAAAGUCAAUCGAGAUUCUUGUGAAGACUGUGAGAGUGAUUGCAAAUAUGUCCAUUGACUCGGAAGUUGCAGCUGACGUUAUUGAAAACGAGACAUUCCUCGAUAUCAUUCAAAAUAUUCUAGAAAUCAAAUCAGAAGGGCCAGUGAUUGAAGAAUUAUUCAUCAACACAGCAGGAAUGUUGAAUAAUCUCUCGUUCUAUUCUUCUGACGAUAGCGCCUUUUCGAGGCGAACCAAGAAUCUCACUGAAGCCCUUAUAAACUUGCUGUUUAUCGACAACAUGGACUGUAUCAUAGAGGCGACAAGGGUGUUUGGCAAUUUGACAAGAUGUAGAGAUAUAAGGAACGUACUCAGAGAAAGAAAAGUCGUGCAAAUGUUGAUUACUCUUUUGGAGUCAGCGGACAGAGAAGUUGUUUUUUGCUCCUGUGGAGUACUGAUAAACCUUAUGGUGGACAACGAAAGUAGGCAAAUUUUUCAAGAAAACAAAGGAGUCAGAAAGCUUGUAGAUGCUCUGAAGGACUUUGGACAAACAGACUGGCAGCUUUCCUGCAUGAUAUGUCAAACUCUUUGGAACUACAGCGAGAAAAUAACAAGUGCUGUCUCGUGUUUUGGUGAAGAAGAAACUGAGGAUCUUAUACAAACUUUGCAGGAUUACACAGAUCCAGAGGUAGCCUUUGACUAUAGCAAUAAUCCUCAUAUUGAUUCUGAGGCUGUCGACCUCAUGAUGCAAAUAUGGAAUGAGCAGUUUGAGCAAGUUGGAAUUCGGCUGUUGAGCAGAAUCGAAGAUAACCACACGAAUCUGAGGCCACUUGUGGAAGAACCAGAUUGAUCUUUAGUCUUUUGACGAUCCAGGAUUCUUGGCUAAUGGAAGUGCACUCGUAAUUCAGCAUGCCAGUUAGACGGCAUAAAAGGAAGAACUUUACCUGACUGUGGAGUCUGAUAUCAACGUUUGCUGUGUCAGAAUUUUUGUGAACCAAAUAAUGUAACCUUCGCAGCUGGGAGUAACAAGAGCGAACGGGUAAAGCUGCUUCCAGUUCAAUUACCUUUAUAAAAAAUACGAAAGAGGAUGAUGGCAAGAAUGGUCGAAUGGUAUGUUUCUCCAAAUGAGCAAAAAAAUUGUUGUGGCAGACCAAUCUGACUCGAUUAUGGUUCAGCACUAUCAAUGUCAUUUAAUAAAAUAGCUAAGUCGUUUUAUUUUAUUCAGAAGUUAAAAUCAUCCAAGUUGUAAGUAUUCAAUAGAAAUAUAUCUGUAUAUGUUGAAAACACGCAGUGAAUAACCUGAUAAAUGUGCAAAGAGAAGUUCGUCAAGAUGAAGUUUGUUAAGAUAACCCUGUAAAUGAAACUUGUUCUCUCGUA